AUGGAUAGCAUGAGUGAGGCAUUUGAUCAAAUGCAAAUGGUCAAGGAUGUUCUAGCCAACAGUGAUAAAGUUUCAGAGGUCCUACAAGAGUCUACUCAUCAGUUCAACCUGCUUACUUCACCCACCUUCCUACCAAAGGUCAAGGAUCAAGGGAAAUUCACUCUCCCUUGCACACUUGGGCAUCUUGAGCUUGACAAUGCCUUAGUGGAUUCUGGAGCAAGCAUCAAUCUGAUCUCUCUCUCCAUGGCAGAGAAGCUAGGCAUUGCUGGAGCCUUGCAGCGCCCUACUACUUCAAUCAUGUUUGGAGAUGCAACUUCUAAGUCUCCUCUUGGAGUGUUCAAGAACUAUCACUUGAAAAUUGGAGAAUGCAUCAUCCAAACUGAUCUUACUGUGGGACUAGCUCAACCAAUGCCUAAGAAGUUAAGUUUAGGUGUCAAAGGAGCCAGCUCGACCGACAGCUCGAUCGAGCUAGAAACCAGGGCAACUCGAUCGAGUUCCACAACUCGACCGAGAGGAGGGAAUGGCUCUCCAAUGAAGAAGGAAGUGAUGAGACUGAGAGUGAAGAGGAAGGAGAAGAGGUCAAUCAAGAGAUUGAGAAGUGAGCAUGAGAGCAAUGAGAAUGUGCCAAUGGAGGAGGCUGAAUCAGAGGAAGAGGAUGAGCUCCCCAUGUACCAAGAGCACUACAAUGCUCUCUUCUCCAUGGACUUUGUGGAGACCAAGUACCCACAUGAUGACACAUGA
Molecule: messenger RNA, 741 nt
Organism: Microthlaspi erraticum
Lineage: Eukaryota; Viridiplantae; Streptophyta; Magnoliopsida; Brassicales; Brassicaceae
Source: the annotation of a GenBank genome assembly